CAGCCGCACUAAAACUUGAAGCAUUUAUUCCACUGGGAUAUUGCAAAGGAACUAGAGCAGGCACAGUGAGUGCAGUCACCAUCCUUUCACAUCAAGACCCCGCAAACAGCCACCAUGGCUGGGAUUGUACAUUGUAUCUGCUUCUCUCUGCUCUUUGGAAUGUGCUCAGCAGUGACAGGAUCUAGGAUUUACCCGGCCAGUGAAGUUACGCUUCUGGAUUCCAGAUCAGUACAAGGAGAGCUUGGUUGGAUAGCUAGUCCUCUAGAAGGAGGGUGGGAAGAAGUGAGCAUUAUGGAUGAAAAAAACACUCCCAUUCGAACGUACCAAGUCUGCAAUGUAAUGGAGUCAAGCCAGAACAACUGGCUACGGACUGACUGGAUCCCCCGGAGUGGGGCACAAAGAGUGUAUGUCGAGAUUAAAUUCACUUUGAGGGACUGCAACAGUUUGCCUGGGGUGAUGGGCACAUGCAAAGAGACAUUCAAUCUCUACUACUAUGAGUCCAACAAUGACAAGGAACGAUUUAUUCGUGAGACUCAGUUUCUUAAGAUUGACACCAUUGCUGCUGACGAGAGCUUUACUCAGGUGGACAUUGGAGAUCGGAUCAUGAAGCUCAACACAGAGGUCAGAGAUGUUGGCCCACUUAGCAAGAAGGGUUUUUACUUGGCAUUUCAGGAUGUAGGUGCCUGCAUUGCUCUGGUGUCUGUCCGUGUUUUCUAUAAGAAAUGUCCAUUGACUGUGAGGAACCUGGCCCAGUUUCCUGAUACCAUCACAGGUUCGGAUACCUCUUCAUUGGUGGAGGUUCGUGGUUCAUGUGUCAACAACUCGGAGGAGAAAGACGUACCUAAAAUGUACUGCGGGGCUGAUGGCGAGUGGCUGGUGCCUAUUGGGAACUGCCUUUGUAAUGCUGGCUAUGAAGAACGCAAUGGGGGGUGCCAAGCCUGCAGACCUGGACACUACAAAGCCCUGUCCAAAGACACAGCAUGUUCAAAGUGCCCCUUGCACAGCUAUGCUCUUCGCGAAGGCUCAACUUCUUGCACCUGUGACCGUGGCUAUUUUCGAGCAGAGACUGACCCUGCCAACAUGGCCUGCACUCGCCCCCCAUCAGCUCCUCAAAAUCUGAUUUCCAAUGUCAAUGAAACAUCAGUAAAUUUGGAAUGGAGUGCUCCCCAGAAUACAGGGGGAAGGAGCGAUGUCGCCUACAAUGUGGUCUGCAAGCGAUGUGGUGCAGAUCUGACGCGCUGUCGGCUCUGCGGGAGUGGAAUCCACUACACCCCGCAGCAAAAUGACCUGCAAACAACCAAGGUGUCUAUCACUGACUUGCAGGCCCACACCAACUACACUUUCGAGAUCUGGGCUGUGAAUGGAGUAUCAAGGCACAACCCUAGCCAGGACCAAGCUGUAUCCGUUACCGUGACAACCAACCAAGCUGCCCCAUCAACUGUGACUCAGAUCCAGCCCAAAGAGAUAACCAGACACAGUGUGUCGUUAACGUGGCCAGAACCAGAACGAGCCAACGGGGUUAUUCUGGAAUACGAAGUCAAGUACUAUGAAAAGGAUCAAAAUGAGCGCAGUUAUCGCAUUGUAAAGACCGCCUCUCGUAGUGCAGAUAUCAAGGGUCUUAAUCCUCUCACGGCCUACGUCUUUCACGUGCGUGCUCGUACUGCUGCAGGAUACGGCGAUUUUAGCGGGCCUUUUGAGUUCACCACAAAUACAGUUCCUUCGCCCAUGAUUGGAGAGGGCGCCAACCCUACUGUUCUUCUGGUCUCAGUGGCAGGCAGCAUUGUCCUUGUGGUCAUUCUCAUCGCAGCCUUUGUCAUCAGCAGAAGGCGCAGCAAAUACAGCAAAGCAAAACAGGAAGCAGACGAAGAGAAGCAUUUAAACCAAGGUGUAAAAACAUACGUGGACCCUUUCACUUACGAAGACCCCAACCAAGCUGUCCGUGAAUUUGCUAAAGAAAUAGAUGCUUCAUGCAUCAAGAUAGAAAAAGUCAUUGGCGUAGGUGAAUUUGGAGAAGUAUGCAGUGGACGUCUGAAAGUUCCCGGAAAGAGGGAGAUAUACGUGGCUAUCAAGACUCUUAAAGCAGGAUACACGGAUAAGCAAAGAAGGGACUUCUUAAGUGAGGCUAGCAUCAUGGGCCAGUUUGACCACCCAAACAUCAUCCAUCUCGAAGGUGUUGUCACCAAAUGCAAACCGGUCAUGAUCAUCACAGAAUACAUGGAGAAUGGAUCGUUAGAUGCCUUUCUUCGGAAGAAUGAUGGUAGAUUUACAGUAAUUCAGCUAGUGGGGAUGCUGAGAGGUAUUGGAUCAGGCAUGAAGUAUCUCUCUGAUAUGAGCUAUGUGCACCGAGAUCUGGCUGCCCGUAAUAUCCUGGUAAACAGCAACUUGGUCUGCAAGGUCUCUGACUUUGGCAUGUCUCGUGUUUUGGAAGACGAUCCGGAGGCAGCUUACACCACCAGGGGAGGAAAAAUUCCCAUUAGAUGGACGGCGCCGGAAGCCAUCGCAUACCGUAAAUUCACAUCUUCUAGUGAUGUAUGGAGUUAUGGCAUUGUCAUGUGGGAGGUGAUGUCAUAUGGAGAGAGGCCCUACUGGGACAUGUCCAAUCAAGAUGUCAUUAAAGCCAUAGAAGAAGGAUAUCGUCUGCCACCACCAAUGGACUGUCCCAUCUCUCUGCACCAACUUAUGCUCGACUGCUGGCAGAAAGAGCGUAGCGAUCGACCCAAGUUUGCACAGAUUGUCAGCAUGCUGGACAAGCUUAUUCGGAACCCAAACAGUUUAAAAAGGACAGGACUUGACACAUCCAGAACAAACACGGCUCUGCUGGACCCAAGCUCGCCUGAGUGGUCCCAGGUGGUGUCUGUGGUGGAUUGGCUGCAGGCCAUCAAGAUGGAAAGAUACAAAGAUAACUUCACAGCGGCCGGAUACACCAGCUUGGAGGCAGUCGUGCAUGUAAAUCAAGAUGACCUAACAAGGAUUGGCAUCACUUCCCCUGCACACCAGAAUAAAAUCCUGAGCAGCGUCCAGGGAAUGAGGAACCAGAUGCAACAACUACAAGGGCGAAUGGUUCCUGUCUGAAAGGGCACGGCACCAGGCGUUACACACAGAACUCUUGAAAAAUUAGUUUACCUCAUCCAUGCACUUUAAUUGAAGAACUGCACUUUUUUACAUUAUCCUCACCCCAUUGGACACAGGACUCUUUUACUAUCUGGUGGUGAGAUGAAAACCAUGAAACACAAAACGUCAUUUGUGCCACACCUUCAGUCCAUCCACAUAUUGGCGACACAAGGAUUAAACAUAAGUUCAGAAAAGAAGAGGGCGCGGCCAUUUUGGAAUACAGUAAACAUAAACGAUGAAUUUGUUUUACCAGACUUUACCUAUCUUCCUGUGGAUUGUUUGACUUGUGACAUGGACACCUUUUUACGGAGUGAAUCAAAAUGUCCCUUGUCACCUAUUGCUAGAUGCAGACCAGUAUUGUGGGGAGAGAUUGAGGGACUUGGAAGUAGAAGACUAUGUCUUACUUACAGACUUUGAAAAAGCCUGAUCCCUUGCCGGCCCUGAGGUUAUCUUGAGAUAUUCAAUGAAAACCAGUGGGUUGUGGAAAACAUGUUCUCACACCAAGGUGGCAAAUCUACCACCCCUCCCAUUCUUGCAUAGACUUGCUGAAGAGAAGGGUAGAUAAAGGGAAUCCGCCUUAAUUUCCUUUUGUGCUCUAUGGAAAACCACAAGAUAACUAUACAGCACAGCAGAAUUUUCACGCUUUUUAAUGUGUCGGACACGGCUCAGUGAAUUUGUCUUGUCACAAAACUGGCUACUGUUUCUCCAGCAUGGAAAAAAAGGGAUUAUCCUAAUAUCUACCAGAACCCCUAGGUCUUCCUGUGUAUUUCGCUUCCAGCCUCUUGUCUGCUUCUAAUGAUGAAGCAUUAGGACUUUGGAUAUCAUCUGAUAGUUAUCACUCCGGACCAGGGUGUUCUGUUGCCUUCAGUAAAUCCAAGGGUGGAUUUAUACUGUCUUCUCCAGUUUGCUUUUUGUUUUCAUUUUUGCUUUAUGUUUCCACAAAAAGAAAAUAGUGGCGCUUCAGAUCCAUGUCCAAAAUCAGUUUUCCGCUACAAUGUAACAAAUACAUUUAAAAAAGGAACACUGCAUUGCAUAUAGAAGAAUAGAAACGUUCUAAAGUUUACUGUUGCUCGGAACAGAACUAGAUGCCAAACUAACCUUAAUAAGGGACCCAGCGUGCCACGGACCAACAGACAGUUUUCGCGUUAUGGGUGAAACCAUAAAGAUUUCUGAGGUGGAUGCACUCUGGUCUUGGCCUACUCCUCAUCUUUAUUGGCCUCUGUAGUAUAAUAUUACAAGAGACUUUCCUUUCAAGAUAAAAUAUGCAAUUUACUAGUUUUCAGCAUCUUCCUGGUCAUUGAUACCAGACAACUGCCAAUUAGGUGUGAGUUUAUAUGUAUUUGUAUGUGUAUAUAUAUAUAUAUAUAUUUACAUACAUAAUUACAUAUACAUACAUUAAAACCCAGAAAGUUGUCUUUGUUAUUAACCCGCUGUCUUUCUAUUGACUCCUUCACUUCUAAGCUCCACAGACUGGCAUAAAUGAAGGAACAGUAAUAUUGGGCACUCUCAGUGCCCAAAGGUUAUUCUUAUGUGGUUGAUUGUCACCUUUGCCUCCCUUUUAGUGUGUCAUCCCCACCGUGUAACUUCCACAACUCCUAAAUCCAAUGUUGUCCCCUGAAUGUUACCAAUGAUGGUAAUAAAAAGUUACUGCCAACCAUUUAGGAUUUUGGUAUAUGUACAAGAACGGGUAGCAAGCAUGUAAAAAAAUCGGAUCAGGUUUCUCUUACGCAGUAACACGGACGUAGAUGAAGCUCUCUCCGUAUGCUGAAGUAGCAGUGCUGUUUGUUCGAGAAACUCAAAAUAAAUUGCUAGUACAAUGAGCUGUAUAUUUUCAUCUGAUAUUGAGGAAUAAGUAAGCAAGUCAAUGAAUUGAUACAAUAUUAUACAAGCUCUCCACAUUUUGUAACCCUACUAUGGUAGGUUUGACUAAACAUGUUGCAGGUGAAUGGUAGAAACUGCAUAUUAUCCUCCAGUAUUUGGUACUGCCAAAAUAAAUAUAUUGCAAGCGUUGAACGCUUAGUAAUACCAAAAAUCCAUUAGGUUUCAUUCCCUGUUUUGCUGGUAGAGAUUUACAUAAUGAGCCCCUCUGGCAGCAAAGAGGUUAAUCAUCAACCCUAUGGCUUGCUAUCAGUAUUUUUAUGAUCUAAUUGUGCUUAACCCACUGAACCUUAACCAGAAAAAUAAAACAAAAGGGACAAUUUUAUGUUUGUUUGUUUUUUGCAUCACUGCAAAUAAGGAAUAUUAAUUUAGCUUAUAAUAAAAUGUAUAAAAAUGAAGUUCUAACAGAGCAAUUUUUGUUUAAUCUUAUGUUGGUUAGACCCCUUUUUUAUUUUAGUUCAUUUGUACUUUUUGCCUUUUAUUUUUUUAUUAUUAUUUUUUUGCUGGGUGGGGAAGAAUAACUGGUUCCUCUUCCCUGGAAAUUAGGUACGCAUAACUUAUCUUGUUUAUUUAUGUUCUUUUUAUACCUAGUUUGUAAAAUUGUAAAAUAGUAAAGUUAAUGCAAAUGUUUGCAUUCUGGAAAAAAAUAUAAUGAAA
Pelobates fuscus (common spadefoot toad) is the source of this 5646-nucleotide messenger RNA. RefSeq names its product EPH receptor A4 (gene EPHA4). NCBI's taxonomy places the organism in Eukaryota, Metazoa, Chordata, Amphibia, Anura, Pelobatidae. Gene Ontology annotation, cellular component: plasma membrane; dendrite. Bases 115 to 3072 code for a protein of 985 amino acids. Gene Ontology annotation, biological process: protein phosphorylation; axon guidance; ephrin receptor signaling pathway. Gene Ontology annotation, molecular function: transmembrane-ephrin receptor activity; ATP binding; protein binding. The transcript is spliced from 18 exons. The record is from RefSeq and is a predicted model, not a curated record.